Molecule: messenger RNA, 1143 nt
Organism: Fusarium musae
Lineage: Eukaryota; Fungi; Ascomycota; Sordariomycetes; Hypocreales; Nectriaceae
Exons: 2
Coding region: 1-1143 (380 amino acids)
Source: RefSeq, a predicted model, not a curated record
AUGCUGAUUAUGGGUAGAUUCGCGGAUGCAGAUAAAGUACGCGAUUGCUCAUCGUGUAGGAAACGCUUCACCGAUGUCUUCUGUAUGCCUGAGCUCUGGUGGUCAAGCUACAGCCGUCGAUCAAACGGCUACUUUGGAAGCGAGACAUUUCGCAAUAACAACGGAAUGAUCACUGCAUUGAACGUAGAUACCUGGUCACGAUUCCUCGUCAAGCAAUUGAACGAAACCUCCCAUCAAUGGCAUAAAUUCAACAUCCUAACACGCUGGAUAAAAGACCCCCAACAAACAAUCCUUCUUGUCUUCGAAGCCCCCAAACAACUUCGUCUUCGCGAUAGAUUCCCCGAUCCACUGCUCCUAAACUCCCACAAAGACACGCUCAGCGAUCCCUUCUGGUUCUACCCCCGUUUAUUCGAGGAUCUCUCUCUCCUUCAAGAUAACUCCGUCUGGGCAGUUCGCGACCACGUUCGAAGAAUUGAGAAAACAGAUCUUACGCAGAAACCUGAGCCUAAAUAUCGAGCUAUGCAUGAUACAGCAAGACAUGCUAUUCACGUCUCGGAGACGCUUGAAGUUGCGGAGAAGACUAUCACGGCAAUUAUACAGCUGCAUAGUACGUUUGAGGCUGAGGCCGCUGGGGGGAGUAGACCUGCAAAAGCAAAGUUUCGACAUGUAGGUGAACGAUUACUGUGGUACAUCCACAUCCUGCAAAGUCUACGCUGUAGAGCCUCCGCGAACAAGGAACGGCUUCUUAACGAGAUCCAACUCGCGUUCAACUCAGUAGCGCAGUACGAUUCUCGCAUCUCCGUCAAGAUCGGCCAGGCAACUCAAUCUGACAGCGCAGCUAUGAAGACCAUAGCUUUCGUGACGCUCACAUUCUUACCUGCGACUUUUAUAUCAGCGCUGUUCAGCAUGUCGUUCUUCAAAGUUGAUGAUGACACGGGAGUCUGGAGUGUGAACGAGAAGUUCUGGGUGUAUUGGGUGUUUGCGGUUCCAGCGACGUUGUUCACAUGGGGAUUGUGGCUAUCGUGGCAGUGGUUUUAUAGACCAGUUAAGAUUGGGGAGGAGGAGAAGCCCGUGAAGAAGUUUGGGGACUUGAUUAGGUUUGUGAAACGGGGAGGGACUGAUGAGGAAUACCAGAUCUCUUGA